AUGACAACUCCAAAUAAUUCACAAAUGAUCAGUAGUGAAACAUGGUUUAUUCCAAUCGAUAUUCUUAGUAUUAUUUGUCUCUCUUUAACUAUUCUAUUAGCAUUCCUAUUUCUAUUGAUUAUUAUUCAUGAUAAAACAUGUCAUACCAUUCCCAUGAUGUUAAUCGGUAAUUCGUGUGUCGCUGAACUUUUCUUAUCAAGUGUUAUUCUUUGGAUGACAAAAUUUACUUUACAAAAUGAUUUGACACAAAAUAUAAAUCCCGAUUCGUUCUGUAUUUAUCGAGGGUAUAUUGUAUAUGUUGGUUAUUGUGCACAAAAUUAUUCUUAUUUACUACAAGCUAUUUAUCGAUAUAUCGUUGUGAUCCAUCCGACAAGAGUGUUUUGGCAAUCAAAACGCGUUCAGAUCUUACUGAUUUCACUCGUAUGGAUAACAGCAAUACUUUAUGCCUUUCCGCAUCUAUUUACAGGUGAAAUUGUGUAUAUUGCUGAUGAUCAAACAUGUCAAAUGUCUCUUCGUCUUUCUGCGGUUUCGGUGUACAAUCUGUUUUAUUCUUAUGUUAUACCAAUUCAAGGAAUCAUUUUUAUUUAUCUAAAAUUAGUUCGAUAUGUAAAAGAAAUGAGUAAACGUGUUAUGCCUGCUAAUUUGCUCUCACGUGCUCAACGAGAAUUACGAAUGGUCUUUCGUAUUAUGAUACUUAUUUCAACUUUAUUAGCACUUGGCAUUCCAUAUGCGACCUUUAUUCUUAUGGGAUACUUCACUCAACCACCCGAACAUUCUUUUCGUAUUGCUUAUGUCUUUGUUUGUAUAUCAUUACUGAUUAUUAUACUUAUUUUAUUCAAUGGCACUGAUCCAGUUCGUCUAUCUCUUAUGAAACAAAUUAAUCGAAGACCUAAUACAGUCAUCGCUGGAAGAACAUGA
Messenger RNA from Adineta ricciae, 918 nucleotides. Lineage: Eukaryota; Metazoa; Rotifera; Eurotatoria; Adinetida; Adinetidae. The record is from the annotation of a GenBank genome assembly.